GACGUUCUAGUCACAUAUGUAGAUAAAUAGAUGUCUAUCGUUCCAGUAGCCAAUUGCGCUUCGUCGAGUCAUACCGAAAGUGAAAGUACAGUUUAGAUGACCCCGAGUAGUUGCAAACACAAUACAUUCUUCUUUUGACACAAAAGAGGACAGAAUACUUAGAGGAGCUUGUGAGAAACAAAAACAUGGCCUCAAGAGGGACCUUCAUCAUUUUAAUUACUGUCAUGUUUGCUGCAAAAUCUGCUCAAUCUUUUGUUAAAGUGGACUGUGAGGAAACAAACGUUGGGCAGCAUGGUCAUCAGUCAAUGCUAAAAUGCGUUGUCCAACCCACGCAGGACCAGGCUUCUGACUUUGAAAUCCAGGCAAUCAUUUGGACAAAGGUUGAAAUGGAAAAACCCCUGUUAGUUUAUGAUAACACGGAUUUGAAGACAAUGCUACAACGCUACAGGCUUGCUGAGGAACCCCAAAAUAAGAAGCAUAAUGUGUCCCUGCUCAUCACAGACACCAAGGCCGCCGAUGAUGGAGAGUACACUUGCACGGUGGUCACUGAUGUCGGUGAUAACACCCAGACAACAAGACUCACUGUGAGAGCUAUUUAUAGCGAACCCACAAUAAAGCUUUCCAACGUAAAGAAGACACCCAAUACUGACAAAUCAUUGAUCUGUAAGUCUGAAGGUGGCUUCCCAAAAGGUGAACUCCGCUGGUUUGACGAACACGAAGUGGACUGGACCAAAAGUGCCACAUUUGAAGCAAAAAAGAUGGAGAAUGGACUUUUUCAGCUCAUCAGCUCACUUCCUUUGCUGCCACUUUCCACCUUCAACUCAUAUACCUGUGUAGUGUUCAACUCAAGUGGAAUCGAAGUGCACAAGACCACAAUCCAAUUGGAACAAGUCUCACCAGAGCCUGGAACAGGCACCAGGGAUGAUCUAAUUCUACCCUCCAAAGUAGUUGCUCCUGUCGUGGUCAUAGGAUCCCUCAUUGUAGGAUUGCUGCUUUUAUUGGUGUUUCUUAGAAGGCGAUCACAACCAGGUCAUGGUCAUGCUGUUCCGUCAAAUGAUAAUGAUGUUGAGGAGGGAGACUCUGCAAUGGAAUCCUAAUUUACUGGCAACCUCUGAGAUUAAGGCUUCCUUGUUUAGUGGGAUCUGUUUUACUUUAUCAAUUCAAAAUAACUAUGUUUGAUCAGUAAUGACUUGUAGAAACAUGGUUCAUCAGAGGAUCUUUAAUCCCUCCAAGCAAACAGUUUUGAGGUAUUGAGUCAAGUCUAAGUGAAAUAAUGCAAGUCAGUUGCAAAUAUAUAUGCUAAAGAUACAUUCAUCAUAUGUCAUGGUGAAUACAGAACUUCAAUAAAAGAUGCUAGAUCUCUGUUUAGCCAUUGCUUUAUUGUAUUUAGUCAGAAUCAUAAAUGAGUUCAGAAACGUUCUUUGCUGUCAGUAAGUUGCACGGAAAGAUAAAACUGACAGAUGGAACAUCUCAGUUCCAGUAAAAUGUUGCUAAUCUCGUUUGUUUUAUGCUGAGGGAAUAUUUGUUGUUGUAUGGUGGUAGAGCAGGUCAGUCACCUGUUGUAAAAUGUUCUGUAAGGAAUAUGCAAGAGAGAUUCAUGUUGGGCACAAAAACAUAAGACUAGUCAACAAAAUUGUUUCCAAAAUGCUUGUUUAAAGGUUUAAAGGAUACAAAACUUCAGUUAUUGUUUGAAUUAUUUCCCAAAUGGAAGUUACAUCAAACUUAUAUACCUUUUAUAAAUGCACUAUCUUCCUCCAUUGUUUUGUUAUUUUUUAAUGUCAAAAUUAAAUAGACAAUGGGACUUUCAUUGUUUUAUGGUGUUUGUUAGUUUUAUGGUAUAUGAUCACUGUGACUUUGGGACUUAUGGUUAUAUACUCGAUGCAAUGACAAAUUAUUUGUAUAUUAUUUCUUCCUUUCUUGACUUAGAUAUAAUUUCUGUCUGCAGCAUGAAUUUCUCAGCUUCACUUUUGUAAACAGAGCAAUUAGUUUAAACUGUCCAUAAAAAUUGUGACGCGCUAUAUCCCGUUAGAGAUUUUACAUUCAUAAUGUGUUCAAUGAUUCUGUUUUGUGUUGUUUGUGAGGAACACUGUUUCCAUGAUUUGUUCUUUCAGUUUUUUCCCCAUCUACUGAUAUAAUCUGUUAUUAGACAUCCUCUUCCUGUUGUUCUAAAUCUCAUACUUUUACUUUCACCUGAGAUUUUUUAUCUCUGCCAAAAUGUACUAAUGUUUGCCAUGUAAAAGAACACUCAGGUAAAUCCUGUACUAAGUAACUCAUUAAUAAAGGUAAAAAAUCAUUAACUAUGUUAAGGCUUUUUAUUUCUAUUUUUGAAUGCUUGGACUUCUGUUAUUAACUGUCAAGAGAGUUCCGUGAAACAAUUAAUACAAACAAUACUCAUUUAUUGGAUAUUUGAGUAUUUUGCUCUAAGAAUAGAAGACAAGUAAGAAUCUGGCAACUAUGUUAAUCCUGCCAUCUGCUGUUGAAAUAGCAGUAUGCUAAUUUGAAGCUCUUGUGGAACAUUUGCUCUUCCAAACAUCCAUUUGUUACCACUGAAGGGGGCGUGGGGAAAACUGGAGCCUAUCCCAAUGGGAUAUGGACAGUCUGCCAGCCCAUCACAGGGCCACACACACAAGACAUACACUCUCACACCUAAGGACAAUUUUGGAAUGUCCAAUCAACCUAAC
This is a messenger RNA of Menidia menidia (Atlantic silverside), 2681 nucleotides long. Lineage: Eukaryota; Metazoa; Chordata; Actinopteri; Atheriniformes; Atherinopsidae. The record is from the annotation of a GenBank genome assembly.